This is a messenger RNA of Equus quagga, 6843 nucleotides long. RefSeq names its product aldehyde dehydrogenase 1 family member A3 (gene ALDH1A3). The record is from RefSeq and is a predicted model, not a curated record. The transcript has 13 exons. Gene Ontology annotation, molecular function: aldehyde dehydrogenase (NAD+) activity. Lineage: Eukaryota; Metazoa; Chordata; Mammalia; Perissodactyla; Equidae. The coding region runs from base 3560 to 5041 and encodes 493 amino acids.
GGACUAGGGGCCCGCAUGCCGGGAGCCCCGGCGCUCCUCUCCGAGGGUGCCGGGCGCUGCGGGCGACAUGCCCGCAGCUGAUUUCGCCCGGAGCUCCCGUGACCCAAGCCGGGUCUCCGGGCCGGGAUUUCCCGAAGCCGCGUCCAGCACAGGGCAUCCUGCGCGCGUCCAUCCCGUACCCCGAAGCGGACUCCGCGAUCCACAUCCCAAGACGGCUUGUCGGGCGGCGGAGCUCAGCGCUUUAAGCCUCGAAGCCGAGCCAGGGGGGCUGGGCAGCGCCCGCGCGGUGCCAGGCUGCAGCCGGGCGCGGCCCCGACGUGCCCCGCAAGGCCCGCUUUGAAGGCGAGCGGCGGUGCGCGGCCGCGGUGACUCGGGCGCGGUGGUCUCUCUGCAGACCCUGCGACUUGGCUUCCACGGCUGAACGGGUCGGGCUUUGGGAGGGUCAGAGGGUGCCCGGGAACGCCAAGAGCUGUUCUGAGAGCUCAGGCUACAUCGGGGACGCUGCAACAGGGGGAUUCCAGAAACAUGUCAUCAGGAGCAACGGGAGAAACGUCUGGCACCUUCUGUGCUGAGCUUGUACCCGGCUUACCAGUAGAGCGAGGAGAAGUAGGAAGGUGAUCGCCGGUGACACUUUUCCGGAGCCCAGAGGCCCUGGUGUUGACAGACGAAGAACGCGAUCCCAGAUGGUCUCAGAUCUGGGCCUAGGAAGCCGCGGGAGGCAAGGCCCCCUUGCGCCUCGGAGCCACGAGGCUCUCUGCCUUUUCGCGCUGCCGGCCAGGGGACUGGAGGGUCGGUACAGCAGUGAGAUCACCUGCCUGGGGCAGAGCCUGAGGCGGCAAGGCCUGAGCCCCGUCGUCGUCGCUCUCUGAGCGCGUCCCCUGGGGGACAGCCUGAGGCUGUUUGGAGGCCGUGGGCUGGAGCUGGGGGCACUUCAGGGGUGCAGGCCGACAGCCGCGGCUGGCUUCACUUUCCCCGACUUUGUCUCACUUUCCCCGACUUUGUCUCCUUUUAUUUUUGCAUCUAAUCCAUAGCCCCCAACUCCAGCUGACACAGCACUUAGAAAAUUCCCCCAUCAAUUUUACUUUCAAAAGUAGCAAUUAUGUCUCUCAAAUAAUUUUAAUCAAGCAGAGAAAGUUGCAGGCCACUAUGUGUGGCCUUCAGAUUUUGGUCUCUUGGCACUUAAUGUCGGCUGGGCCUCUGAUCAUAUGACAUUUAAAUUAACUGUUUUCAGAGGGCUCUGUAAUCAACAGAGACACUUCACCAUAAUUGCUAGAGAUUAUUUUUAAUGUAGUUUCCUUAGUAGUAUCGGCUUCAGAGCGAAAAUUCCAACACAAAUUCUGGGAACGGUGAGAAUAGUACCUAAAUUUUUAAAAACCCUAACAACUUGCCUGUUGGUGGUGGUAGUGAUGUUUUGUUUUAUAGGGUUUUUAAAAACAAUAUAAAAACCAGAAAUUACACAUAUUAUUGUCCUUUUACUUUUUACCUUUUUGAGUUCCAUCAGAGCAAUACAGCAACAUAUGGAAAGUUUCCCUCUUUCUCUGCAAUUCUUUAUGGCCCUUUAUAAGUGUAAAUACAGCCUAUAUAGAGGAGGACUCCAGCAGAAUCAUGGAGCUGCAACUGGUGUCUGUUGUCUUGCUGUGGACCUCCUCUGCCCGGUGGAACAGACCUGGGUGUGUGGUUAAGGCAUAGGAAGGGUGAUGAGAUGGAGCGGGCCGGAAAGCCAGGAUCCUGAGCAGUUCCCAGGUGAUGGUGGCUGCAAUGGCCUGACACCGGGCCACACGGUACUCCCUCCCUGAGGAGGACGAGGCCUCUGCCUGCUCUGUCCUUUCUCUGGGCCCACCUCUCCAGAGGCCUCUUCCAGCAGUUGUGGGGCGCAGGCAGCCUGUGUCGUUGUGGCUGAGGGUGGGCAGCCGGUCAGAGCAAUGCUUGGGGAGCCUGUGUCUGCAGAGGCAGCCGACAGGGCCGAGGAAAGAGCCGGAAAAAAAGAACUGCAGAAUGGAGGCCCAGGGUGGGCAGUCGGGAGGGUGGAGCAUGUGAACCCAUUAUGAUCUGUUACUUUUCAAACCUGACUCAUGGCGCUUCCUGCUAAAGGAGGACAUGCCAGAGAUGGUGGGUCUGAGUCUCAGCCUUGGGGGUGCCAUUUCCCGGGGUAAGUCCACUUUCCAGAAGGACAACCUUGUCCAAGCUCCUUCAUUUGUUGUCACAUUUUAACAUUGGUUUCGGCUGUGUGAUUCUGGUGGGGAGAGGGUCCCCCAGAACCCCCACACAGAUCUCAGAGGGUAGUGGCCCCUUUCACUUUAGGGGGCCCUGUCCUUUCCUUAUAAAAUUUAUUCUAGUAGCAGACAUUCUCUUUGACAUUUUCUAGUUCAUUAAAACACCAGUUUUUAGGAUCUCUUUUAUGAAAAAUAAAAUUCCCUCAAAUCUCCUUUUCUGAAAACAUACUCCUUUUGAGUUUAGCUGGGGUCCAUGGCAGUUACGGUAAAUGGCAUCAGCACCUUCAUCUCCGCCGCGGAUGCCCGGCUCCUCAGAGCAGCUGUGGUUUUCCAGCUCAGUCCGGAGGGCACGCCAUUCCAUUCCUCCAGUAACAUGUGAAUUCUGUCUACAGAUUAAUGUAACUUAAUUUUAUAUCUCUGUAAGGUUUGUUUCAUACCAAUUCACAAGCCAAGGGGAACAGUUCUUUUCUAGACCCAUUUAUCCUGAUUUGGGGUUCAAGACAGUACAGCCAGCAUAACUGGUAGGCCACACCACAGACCCCUUCCUUAUUUCUGUUUUUGUUUUGUUUUAGUGGAGAGAAAAUCAACAGUAGAAACCGCUCACAAGAUUUCUUACUAGAGUAAUAUAAAGAAAAAAAAAUUGCUAAAUUAGAAACAUUGUGAUGGGAAAAUAUGGUUAGAGUUGAGCAGUCUGAAUUUUUUUUUAAGUUGCUGGUUAGAAAGGACUAUAGAUCAAUGUCAUGAACGACCAAGCAACAUUUUUUUUUUGGAGGAACAUGCUUGGAGAUGAAGUGUAACAGACAUCCGAUCAUUGCAAUCUGUUUCCAUCCCCUUAUUUAUAUUCUCUUCUACCACCUUCUCAUUUUCCCUGCCCCUUGGAAUUGAUACCAGGAAGGACCUAGAAUCAGCAGUUUUCACUGACAGUCUCUAUUAUCUAACCCACGAAAUUUCAUCUUCCGACAAAUGGGCCUCUCCUCCUGGCUGCACUUUCCUCCCCACUCUAACUCAACUCCUCUUCUCAACUUAUUAAUUUCUCGCUGUUACCAAGUGAUUGCUUGCUGGAUGGCAAAAGUGAACUCUUGGAUUUGGUUUCAGCUGGAAGAAUAAACCUGUAAUUGUAGCCUGGCCUUUUCCUCGUGCUUCCCUGGGGGCCUGGCCUCACGUUGAAGGCGCUGAGCUUCCAGAAGUUGGACGGGCACAUCCCACGGGCGAGGGAUGCUCUCAGCUCUGGAUUCCACACAGGGGGUUGGGGAGAGUGCGCCCUGACCUGCCCAGCUGGAGCCUGCCUUCUGUGCUUCGACCCCAUCAGAUGCAGACUUGCCUGCUUUCUGGGGAACGUUAUCAAAAUGGUCUCCACCAGCAGCUUCCCAGAGCGACCUUCCUUCCCGAUAUUCAUCAACAACGAAUGGCAUGAAUCCAAGAGUGGAAAAAAGUUUGCUACGUAUAACCCAUCAACUCUAGAAAAAAUAUGUGAAGUGGAAGAAGGAGAUAAGCCCGACGUGGACAAGGCCGUGGAGGCCGCACAAGCUGCCUUCCAGAGGGGCUCGCCCUGGCGCCGGCUGGAUGCCCUGAGCCGCGGCCGGCUGCUGCACCAGCUGGCUGACCUCGUGGAGAGGGACCGUGCUGUCCUGGCCACCCUGGAAACGAUGGACUCGGGGAAGCCGUUCCUUCAUGCCUUUUUCAUUGACCUGGAGGGCUGUAUUAAAACCCUCAGAUACUUCGCAGGGUGGGCAGACAAGAUACAGGGCAGGACCAUCCCCACCGAUGACAACGUUGUGUGUUUCACCAGGCAUGAGCCCGUAGGAGUGUGUGGGGCCAUCACUCCCUGGAACUUCCCUCUGCUGAUGCUGGUGUGGAAGCUGGCGCCCGCUCUCUGCUGUGGGAACACUGUGGUUGUGAAGCCGGCCGAACAGACUCCCCUCACUGCCCUUUAUCUGGGCUCUCUGAUCAAAGAGGUUGGAUUCCCUCCAGGCGUGGUGAACAUCGUGCCAGGAUUUGGGCCCACAGCGGGAGCAGCAAUUUCUUCUCACCCUCAGAUCAGCAAGAUAGCCUUCACUGGGUCCACAGAGGUUGGAAAGCUGGUUAAAGAAGCCGCCUCCCGGAGCAAUCUGAAGAGGGUGACGCUGGAGCUGGGAGGGAAAAACCCCUGUAUCGUGUGUGCCGACGCUGACUUGGACUUGGCAGUGGAGUGCGCCCAUCAGGGAGUGUUCUUCAACCAAGGCCAGUGCUGCACAGCUGCCUCCAGGGUGUUCGUAGAGGAGCAGGUCUACGCCGACUUUGUCAGGCGGAGCGUGGAGUAUGCCAAGAAACGGCCUGUCGGAGACCCCUUCGACGUCAGAACGGAACAGGGACCCCAGAUUGACCAAAAGCAGUUCAACAAAAUCCUCGAUCUGAUUGACAGCGGGAAGGAAGAGGGAGCCAAGCUGGAAUGUGGGGGCUCAGCCAUGGAAGACAGGGGCCUCUUCAUCAAACCCACUGUCUUCUCAGAAGUUACUGACACCAUGAGGAUUGCCAGAGAGGAGAUUUUUGGACCGGUGCAGCCAAUAUUGAAGUUCAAAAGUAUUGAAGAAGUGAUAAAAAGAGCAAAUAGCCUUGAAUAUGGACUCACAGCAGCUGUGUUCACAAAAAACCUUGACAAAGCACUCAAGCUGGCUUCCGCGUUAGAGGCUGGGACUGUCUGGAUCAACUGCUACAAUGCCAUCUACGCGCAGGCUCCAUUUGGUGGCUUUAAAAUGUCUGGAAAUGGCAGAGAACUAGGUGAAUAUGCUCUGACCGAAUACACCGAAGUGAAAACUGUCACCAUCAAACUCGAUGACAAGAACCCCUGAAGGAGAGGCGGCCCCCUUCCUCCAAAGUUCGACAGCUGAAUGUGGCAGAUCAAACUUGCCGAAGAAAAAAGCGCAUUUCUGACCUUCCCGGGAUGCUUUCUUCUGGAGACUUCACACCUACUGGAUUGGAACAAUCUGUGUUUCCUCUCACACUCCUGUUUUAUUGACCAGGAUGUUGUGUGUGGAUUUGGGGAUGGAGCAAUGGGUCUUUUCUGUUCUCCCCUUGCCACCAAGCCCCAGGGACAGCAAAGAGGCUCAGGGCUUUGCAACAGGAAGUGGUAUUUGAAGUGUCCAGCACUUGCUUAAAAAUGCUUUGCUGACUCUGACUCCAGUAAGAAUUUGGAAAAAACUCCCUGCAUGUUCUGCAAACAGGGCCCUGCCCCUGUGGUCUCCUCAGGGUCCCUGCCCACAGGGCAAGCCCUCCUACCAUUCAGAGGGAAAGGAUUAGCACUAAGUUAAAAAAAAAAAAAACAGGAUUUCGAGGAUCUGAUGUGGGGAGCUUUGGGGAAGCGUGUGCCUGUGCCAUAGAAGGGGACUGGAGGCCUUGGCCAUGGACGGGCAUGGGUCUUUGAGGACUGCAUCUUGACCUUACCAUAGGACUCAGUUUCAAAUCAAUACUGCCUCUGGAAUAUGACCGAGUCAACAGCUCAAAGAGCUUAUCCAAAACCAUGUCACAGUCUACCUUAACCAAGGCACUUUCUUAGGUAGAAAACAUCCUAGUGUCACCAUCACUGCUAAGGACCCAGUGCUCUGACACUACAGCAGCAUAGCAAAUCCUAGGAUAAUUGAGUCUCGAAUUUUAGAAAUUAGAGCCGUAAUUCACUUUUACAAAUUAUGCAUUUUUAUCACAUGCAUUUUGGUUUAUGCUAAGCCUAUAUAGUUUUCUUUUCUCCAGUUUGGUUAUCCAUUCUAGAUUAGGAAAAUAUUCACAACUGGGAAGAUUGCUGUUAUAACACAGCCCUGGUUUUUCAAGUCCUAUUUUGAUAUUAAUUAGUGAUUAAUUAACAAAUAACACCCGGACUCCAUGGAGGAACUGGGUCUCCUACUAAAGUGGCCUUAGUUCUGCACUAACAGGUUGUGAGUUUUUCUUUUCUCCUUUGUGAAUCCAAAUGAUGUGCAAUUCCAUAUUUUAACUUGGAAAACUGCAAGCGUUCCCAUAUAGCUUUAAAAAAGACAAAACCAAACUUAAAUUGUGUUAUUCGGAUACUUUUACUAUUACUAACUAGUCCUUUUCUAAUGGUGCUUAUGUUUGAGAAUUAAAUUGUGGGGAGCAAUAAUAAAAUGAAGGUCUGUGUCGAAAACAGCAUAUGUAUAAAGAAAGUCAUAUAUGAAAUGGAGUUAUUCUUAUCAGAAAUAUGCAAUACACAAUUCACCUUCUCUCCAUUAAUUAACACAUCACUUACACUAUGAGUAACUUGUUAAAUCAGGAUUUGACUUCAUACACUGAAUUUUCAGGAUUUUAUCUCAAGUAACUAUAAACACUAACCUUGAUAGUAAUGCAUUAGAAGGUUCUUAUUCUUUCAUUGUACAAUAAUGACUUUAAUAUGAAAUGCUACAUUAUUUAUAAUUGGUAUAGUUAAUGUAUCUUUUUAUAGUUGUAAGUACACAGAGGUGAUAUAUUUAACCUUCUGUAAUAUAUUGUAUUUAGAAAUGGAAAUCUAUAUAGUAUUAGAUUUCACUUCUUUUUAUGGUUUACUCCUGUGGUAGAGUUUUAAAAUCUAUUGGCCUGGGAAUUCUGAUCCUGACUGCAGAUUGUGUUCAACAAUGCAGCAAUGAUAAAAUAAAAUUGGAUAUUUGAGAAA